Messenger RNA from Linum tenue, 4027 nucleotides. The record is from the annotation of a GenBank genome assembly. Lineage: Eukaryota; Viridiplantae; Streptophyta; Magnoliopsida; Malpighiales; Linaceae.
UCCCAGAAGCCCAGAGGAGCACAGUACAGCGCUCGAAUCGGAAUAGUUGACUCAGGAAAUUGGAACAGUGCAUCGCUUCAACCAACCAUGUCCUCCGCCGCCGCCGGCCAAGCCUCCUCCUCCUCCUCCUCCCCGGCCUCUCAAUUUCGCUACGACGUCUUUCUGAGCUUCAGAGGAUCCGACACUCGCUACGGCUUCGUCAGCCAUCUCUACAACGCUCUCAAGGAGAAAGGGGUCAGCACUUUCAAGGACGACCAGAAGCUGGAGCGCGGCAAGCUGAUUUCGCCGGAGAUUCUCCGCGUAAUCGAACUGUCUAGGUUUUCAAUCGUCGUUUUCUCCAAAGAUUAUGCUUCCUCUCCAUGGUGCUUGGAAGAACUCCAGAUCAUCAUUCAGUGUAUGGAGCACGAGAACAAGAGCCACACUGUUAUCCCGGUCUUCUACAGCGUGGAUCCAUCGGAUGUCGGCGAGGUCCGGAACAGUUACGCGGCUUCGUUUGCUCAACACGAGGUGGAUUUCCCCGAUGAUGCUGAAAUGCUCCGGAAUUGGAAGGCUGCUCUCAAGAAGGCCGCCGAAUUAAGCGGCUGGGACUCGCGUCAUAAGGAGGAACCAGCUCUUAUUCAGGAGAUUGUGGAAGAUGUAGUGAACAAGUUGGGUCGUCGAUUCUCAAACAAGCCUUCAGGACUGGUAGGAAUUGAGCGACGAAUCAAGGACGUGGAGUUGCUGCUAAGCACAGGUUUGGUUGAUGUUAGAGUGGUUGGAAUUUGGGGGAUGGCAGGAAUUGGUAAAUCCGUUCUUGCCGAAGCUGUUUACCACCACAUCUCUCAUAAAUUCGAUGCUUGCUGCAUUCUUAAGAACGUUAGAGAUGUUGCAGAGAAACGUGGCCUCGAUCAUCUGCGCAGAAAACUCCUCUCUGCUUUGAUUGCUGAAGAUGGUCUGAGGAUUUUGGACAAGAAUUUGGAUGUACUAAUGAGGGGAAGGCUUCGCAACAAAUGUAUCCUUGUUGUUCUUGAUGAUGUUUCUAACGUAAAUCAAUUGACAAGCUUAGCAGGAGAUCGCGAUUGGUUCGGACCAGGGAGCAGAAUCAUCAUCACAAGUAAAGAUAAGCACUUGCUGGAGCAACAUGAGGUGGAUUCAGUUUAUGAGGCUAAGCCUUUAAGUGAGUCGGAAUCGCUUCAGCUCUUUUGCCAACAUGCUUUCAAGAAGCGUUCGAGGAUGCAGGAAUUUAUGGGAUUGUCUCGGACUGUUGUGAACUAUGCUCGUGGUCUUCCUUUAGCUCUGCAAGUUUUGGGAUCUUCUUUGUUCAACAUGGACAGAGGUGAUUGGGAGAGCAAGUUGAAGGUCUUGGAAGAAUUUCCACCUCAGGACAUAGUCCAGAUCCUGAGACAAAGCUUUGAUGUGCUUGAUAGGUCCGAGAAGAACAUAUUCCUCGAUGUUGCUUGUUUCUUUAAAGGGGAGGAUGAGGAGUAUGUUGUGAGCAUACUAGAAGGUUGUGGUUCCUCUGCACGCUAUGGACUGAAAGUCCUCCUCCUGAAAUCUCUCAUAACCAUCCAAGACAACAAAGUCUGGAUGCAUGAUCUGUUGCAGCAGAUGGCAUGGGAAGUUGUCCGACAAGAGUCUUUGCAUGAGGUUGGAAUGCGCAGCAGGUUGUGGAAUCAUCUGGAUGUGUGCGAUGUACUAGUGCAAAACACGGGUACGAAAGAUGUUGAAAGCAUUGUCCUUGAUCUUUCCAAAGUUAAGGAAAACAUGUCUCUCAAAGGUGGAGCUUUCCACAAGAUGAAUAGGCUCAGAUUGCUUAAAGUCUGUUAUCCUCACCAUUCUGGAGGUUCUGAGUACGUACUCAACAAAGAACCAUCCCUUGACAUGGAUGAAAACAGGGGAAAUGAUGCUCAGCUUUCUGGGAAGUUCAAACCUCUUGUUCGUAAGUUGGAGAGUCUUAGAGUAAUGGACACCACAACAGAAGGCUCUUCUAGGUUGCAUAUGGCAAGUAAGUUGACAGCUCUUUCAAAUGAACUGAGGAGCCUACACUGGCACGGGUAUCCAUUUGAGUCCUUGCCUGCGAACUUUUACCCACGCAACCUCGUGGAAUUCAACCUGUCAUUCAGUAGCUUGAAGAAUUUAUGGAGAGGAAACAAGGUUUUUGAUAAAAUGAAGUACAUGAAAGUCAGCUACUCGCAGAAGCUGGCACACUUACCAGAUUUCUCGGGGGUUCAGAACCUUGAGAUACUAAUUCUAGAGAGCUGCGUGAAGCUAAUCGAGGUUCAUCCUUCUGUUGGGUUCUUGAGAAAGCUAGCUUAUUUGAAUCUGAAAGGUUGCAGAAGCUUGCUGUAUUUACCGCCCACCAUCGGGAUGACAUCUCUGGAGACUCUCGUACUGUCUGGGUGUUCGAAACUAAACAAGUUCCCGGAGUUGGAAGGCGAUAUGGGACGCCUGUCGGAGCUGCUUCUGGAUGGCACGGAUAUAUCAGAGUUACCGGCGUCAAUUCAAAAGCUUACCGGCCUUGUCACCCUGAGCGUCACAGGAUGUAAACGCCUGGAAUUUAUCCCAGAGGGGGUCGGGCAUUGCCGUGGCUUGACGAUUCUCCGCCUUACAGGCUGCGAGAAUCUCCGGCGGGUGCAGUUCGAGUUGAGCUUGCUGGAAAAUCUGGAGGAAUUUCAUGGUGAAGGCACGGCUCUCGAACUGAGCCAUCUGAUAGGUGGUGGUUAUUUGGAGAAGCUGAAGGUUUUUACACUUCGAAGAUCUGGAAAGAGUCCGUUGUCGUUGAUUCAAACCCCUCGGCGGGAUCCUUUCCCAGUCGUGGAACCCUCCGCCAGUGUCGGAAGUCCUCAUUUUAUCCACUACGCUGUCUUCCAGAUGCUUUCUUCACUAACGAGCCUGGAUUUGAGUUACUGCAACUUGCCAAAUCUCUUAUGUGAUCUCACUCAGCUCGCAUGUCUGACGAAGUUGGAUCUAUCUGGAAAUCACUUCACCAGGUUGUUCAAUGGGGCACUCCCCAGAAACCUGCAAGUUCUAAUUGUGUCCAGUUGCAAGAACCUUUAUUCCAUACCUGCCCUGCCGCCGGCUACAUACUGCUUGGAAGCAUCCAACUGUCAAUCGUUGGGUUGGAUGGAACCACCGGGGGGCAAUGAGUCGGCGAGAAUGCGGGGUAUUAACCUCAUGAAUUGCUUGGCACUGGGUGCUAACACCGAAGCUCAAGUGGCUGUUGAGUUGAUCAAAACUCACGCACAUCAGACUCCUUCCCACCCUGUAAGCGAGCUGUCCAUCAUCAUUCCAGGAAGCAAAAUCGUGGAAGAGUGGCGUCGUUAUGAGCACAUGCAUUCAAUGACAACGGUCGUAGAGCUUCCCCCGGAGUUCCACGACUAUCCUCUCAAAGGCGUGGCUCUAUGGGUUACAUUCAAUGUAGAAAGCUUCACCGCCAGGGCCAACCUGAGUCUCGACUUCCAUUUUCGUAGCGGCGGCGAGAACAUCAUCUCCGAAGUAGGGUUUGUGGUGAGUAAAGGUACAGAAGUACGCACGAUGCACAUGUGGCUGCGUUUCGUCCCGGUGCUGCUGUUCAAGUCGGUACGAAAUCGGGACUAUCCGACUCCCGUGGAUCUCGUCAUCGUGACGAACAGCUCCGACUUAUCGGUGAACAGCUCCGGUCUGUAUCCUAUAUGUCAAGACCAACAAGGUAUGUUACUGGAUGUUAUUCCUAGUAGUACAGGAUUGUAAGCCUUUCCUUUUCUCGUAAGAUUUGAUACUUUGGAGGUUGGGGCAGUGGUAGGAGUAGGUUCGUUGAAGACUUGUGGGAUUUUGGGAGAGGAAUUCGGUUACUGUGCAUGUUUUGAGUCCUGUAAACUCAUCUUUGUUAAGCAAAGGUGAAGAAGGGAGAAGCAAUAAUGUUUGGGCAAUUGGCUUAAUGGCCUUUCCAUUCAGCUACAACAACAAUGUAUAAUUUGUACAGUUUGUGAAAGAGAGGCUCUACUACACUGAGCUAUUGCUAAUCUAAUUGUACAGCAAAAGAACGACUAACUAAUCUUUACAAAUGGAC